Molecule: messenger RNA, 1392 nt
Organism: Telopea speciosissima
Lineage: Eukaryota; Viridiplantae; Streptophyta; Magnoliopsida; Proteales; Proteaceae
Product: spermidine hydroxycinnamoyl transferase-like
Exons: 1
Coding region: 1-1392 (463 amino acids)
Molecular function (GO): acyltransferase activity, transferring groups other than amino-acyl groups
Source: RefSeq, a predicted model, not a curated record
AUGGUGAAGCUCAAGGGUUCCUACACAGUCACUCCGGCAGUGCCAACUCCAGCUGGUAAGCUCUGGUUAUCAGAGGUCGACCAAUGUAAGCCCAUGACCCAUGCACCAAUCGUCUACUUCUACAACGCCCCCCUAACUGAUAACUCCAUCAUCACCACCACCAUCUCUACAAUGGACACCAUGAGAGACUCUCUGAGUAAAGUUCUGGUGAAAUUCUACCCAUUAGCCGGUAGGGUUCAAUGGAUCGAAGGAGGCCGGCUCGAGCUCGAUUGCAAUUCCAUGGGAGUUCAGCUCUUUGAAGCAGAGUCCGACAUGGAAAUCUCCGGCUUUGGAGACUUCAGUCCAACUCCAAAAAUGAGAGAACUCAUCCCUCACAUCGAUUACAGCCAACCCAUCACUGAAAUCCCUCUCCUUCUACUGCAACUCACCCAAUUCAGGUGUGGUGGAAGGAGUAUUGGUGUUGCCAUAUCUCACGCCGUGGUAGAUGGCCAGUCGGCAAUGCAUUUCACAAACACGUGGGCGAAGGUCACCCGUGGAGAGAACCUGGAGGAGACACCACUACCAUUCAUAGACCGAACUGUAUUACGUAGGAGCGAAUAUCCGCCCACCGCACGGUUCAACCACCCCGAGUUCGAUCCACCGCCUUUUUUAAUCGGUCAGACCGAUGGUGAAGAAGAGAGGAAGAAGGAAACUACGGUGGUGAUGUUGAAGUUGACGAGAGUUCAAGUGGAGACGCUCAAGAAAAAAGCUAAUGCUGCGACCAUGACUGGCUGCCGGCCGUAUACUCGGUUCGAAUCCAUAGCUGCACAUAUUUGGAGGUGUGCAUCGAAAGCCCAUCGGCACGAGUGUGAACAGCUGACACAUGUGCGCAUUGCCGUUGAUAGCCGGAACAGGCUUCGUCCAGUACUCCCAAAUAACUUCUUUGGGAACACAGUCUUUGUGACGAAUGCGACGAGCCGGGCGGGUGAGCUGAUGGGGAAUCCAUUAGGGUUUGCUGCAAGUAGGAUAAGAGAGGCAGUGGAUAAGAUGAAUGAUGAGUACUUUAAGUCUGCCAUUGAUUUUUUGAGAGGGCAAGCAGAUAUGAGACCUUUCAGGACUGCGUUCCAUACGGUCGGCUGUGCACAAGGGGCCUUCCUUGGGAACCCUAAUCUGGCUAUUACUAGCUGGCUAGGGUUGCCCAUCUAUGGUGCGGAUUUUGGGUGGGGAAAGCCAAUUUAUAUGGGACCCGUGGCGUUAGGGUUUGAAGGGAGGUCUUAUAUCAUACCAGGACCUGAUGAUGAGGAUGGAUCGUUCAUUGUUCCAUUACGAUUGAUGGCUGCACACAUGGAGGAUUUCAAGAAGUUCUUUUAUGGAGAGAUAUCUAAAUUUUUGAAUUUGAAAGCAGCAUAUUAG